Molecule: messenger RNA, 813 nt
Organism: Adineta steineri
Lineage: Eukaryota; Metazoa; Rotifera; Eurotatoria; Adinetida; Adinetidae
Source: the annotation of a GenBank genome assembly
AUGGACGAAUGCUUAAACGAAUAUAUUCAAACUGCGGAAGAAUCACUCGAACUGUUACAAGAAUUGCUAGCCGAGAUCAAAGUACAUCAAGACAGGUGCAUUGGUUUACAAGAAAUGGGCAUAACGUUUUCAGUUCUUGGUGGAAUAAUUACCAUCGCAAGUAUUGCUUUAGCACCAGCUACUGCUGGGGCCUCCCUUGUUGGUGUUGGUUAUGGCAUAGCUACAGGUGCCGCAGGAGCAGUUACCAAAGCAGGAGAAGCCGUUGCUGAUAUGAUCUUCACAAAGAAUUACUCCGGCGAACUACUUCAAAUCGAUAGUCGACUAGAAGAUGUUGCAAAAAGGUUCUACGAGUACGUGGAUCAAAUUGAAGCUGAAGCUGCACGCAUUAUCAAGGAAGAUGGUGUGCAGGAAGAGGAAGGUUGGAGACAGGCUAUGGUACUCUUAUUAACUACUGGAAAGAUAGCCUGGAAAGGCAAGCAAGUUACCGGCAUUGCUUUAAACAUGGGGCCGACUACGGGCUCAACGUUGUUAAAAAAUGGAGGCAAAGUGUUCGAGGGCAUGCGAGUUAAUUCUAACUUGCUCAUGUCCUCAGUCAACAAAAUGGGCUUUGAUGUUUCGAAACGAGCAGCGUUCAGCGCGGUCAAAAGUGCUACAGUCGUUCUUAAUGUCGCUUUUAUUUUCUGGGAUCUCAAAUCUGUGGCUGGCAUUAUUAACAGUGAUCACAUCCUUGCCGAACCUGUGGAGACGCAAAUUGGUAAAAUUGAAGAGCUAUUGAAGAACUUAAAAGACUUUAGAGACUCGAUUGACUUUUAA